GUUCUUCUGCUACCAUUUUAAAUUCAAAGCAAGAUAGUGCAAUUAAAGAAUAUGAAAGAAAACUUGCUAGCGAUGAAAGCGACGAUCCUCUUAGUGUUUGGAUUUGCUACCUCAAUUACUUAGAAAACUGCGAAGAUUCUGCUUAUAACUUUUUACUUGUUUUAAAACGUUGUAUAACAGAAUAUAAAUUUUCGGAUCAAUACAGAAACGACAUUCGCUUUAUAAAAUUAUGGUUUCGCUAUGCUGAAGUGUCGGGUGAUAUACCUUCUAUCUACGAAGAGAUACUUCAGUUAAAAAUCGCAUCGAAGUUGGCUUUUUUUUAUGAGCACUUUGGAGCCUUGUUUGAAAAAACGGGUUUACUUCAAAAGGCUGAACAAUGCUUUCUUAUUGGAAUAGAAAGACAAGCAAAACCGUUAGAUCGUUUAAAAAAGCAUUUUUUUGAAUUUGAGAAACGGCAUAAACAAACCAUGCGUCGACCUUUAAGUGUUCUAAAAGAUUCUUCAUUAAAAGAGGAAAAAGUCCAAGACAACGGGGGCCCCGUUAAGGAAUCUUGCAAGGAACGCAAAGAGACUCUUUCUCUACUUCAAACGAGGGCUCUUCCGACGGGGGGGGUCGAAAGAGUUCGCUACGCCGUGCAUUUAUUGAGCCCCAAAGGCGACAUCGAACUUUCUCCAGAGGAACUUCGGGCCCUGCAGCCUAAGUAUUCUUACUUAAUAAUAAGAGAAAGUACGGAAAUCCUCAAAGAAGACUUAAUUAGCGCGGAGGCUCGUGUAACUCUGCCAGAAAGCCCGACGAGUGACCAUAAAAGUCUCGAAGUAGACGGCUUUAAGGACUUCACUGCAACCUUCAAAGCUGAAAUAUUGUCGCGCUCGUCCAGAAACUCGGAAGUGCUGGAGCCGCCGAGUACCAGCUCGCCCACCGUGCACACGCAGAAGGCUAUUAGCGACGUCAUGGCCAUGUUCAACGCCCCCUUGCCCUUCGAGCACGUGCAUGAGGCCGUCCCCGUGGUAACACCAGAUGCCGUCAGCGUCCUUUUCUCUAAAGGCUGCAGCGCUUUCCCCGUCCCGCAAGACAUGAAUCGUACUAAAGAUCCAUUGGCUCCUUUCGAAGAUAGUCACCCCAAGCAAAAGCUGACUAACGCAGACAUCCUAAAAGCCAUGGAAGAAAAGCCUCCUGUUUCUCAUGAGACAGUACCAUUCACUAUAUACGUAGACGGUGAGAAGGAGCUGUGCUUGGAGGACACGCCCGACGAGACUCCGCUGCCCAGCACAUUGUUGCCCUUGUCUGUUCGUACAGACCAGGAUAAUAAAACUGAACCACAGGCCUUCAAUACUACGCAGACGCCCGCUGCUGCCCUCGUCAGCUUAAAUGGUCGCUCGAAGCUGUCACCGAUACCGGAAACAAGCCCUGAGGAGGUCAAGCACGUAGCCCCGGCGCCAUCAGACAUUGAAGGGCUGUGCCCUGCAUUAAAGGCGGCCAAGUCAGCGGCCCUCACUCACCCAAACUACUAUUCUAGCGACUCUUGGCUGCCUACUAUAUGCGCUGGCUCUCAACUCGAACUUGGGACGGGUCUGUAUGACGUCCAAGAAGAGUUUGGAGAUGGAAAGAGGAUAUACAUGGUGGUCCACAUGGCCGUUUACGACUCUCUACUAAUCACUGACGAGGUGGACAUUUCUGACGACCAUGAUGUGCUCACAAUGAAGAUAGCUCCUCACUCCGAUGUCUGGGAGUUCUACAUUGCCUGUGAGUUCCAGCGGAGGAUCAGGAAUCUUCGAGAGCCGGCCACUCUAAAUGUACACCAAAGUCGGGUGGCAGCCGCCCACAGCGUCACUGUUUUUAAGGAUGCCAGUGUCACUUUACUUAAGUAUCUUCCUCACCAGGACUCUUUGUUGGAUGUGCUUCUGGCUUACCAGUGCGAAAAUAAAUUUAUGGACGAAAGUCUCGUUAUUUUUUACGCAAUCGAACUUUUGGGUAUUUUAGAAGAUCUUCGAGACUGCAAUAUUUUUCAUGGCGCUGUUUGCCCUGAAAAUCUUCUUUUGAGAUCUGGUAAAGCUCCCACCGGCAAAUGGUUCAAGGACGGCUCCAAUGGAUGGAGGGAUCACGGACUCGUUAUUAUAAACUUUGAAAAGAGUUCAGAUUUACAGUUGGGUUCAAGUGCGACUUCGUUGGAGAAAUGCGAAAAAGCGCUUGCAGAACCGCAAUUGCAAAAUAACGAUUCUCUCGGAUUAUUAAGUGUCUUAUAUUAUUUACUAUACAUGAAACCCUUUGAAAUUCCAUCAGGCAACGAAAAUUUUAUUGCUCCUCUUGAAAAUUCAAGGAAACUUCAUUUUGAUCUCUGGAGUAAACUUUUCGAAGAAAUUUUGCAGGAUCCUAAUUCGCCUGACGGGAGAACAUUUCAUAAGCAUAAAGUAUUUCUGGAAAGUUUUCUAGAAGCAGAUGAAGAAUUGAACUCUUUGCUACGCUCAUCCUUGCGAAAACAGACGAUUAUGGCUUAUAAUUGUUAAGAGAGCACUUAGCUGUAAUAGAACCUUGACCCCCUUUUUUUAGGCAUGUA
Molecule: messenger RNA, 2554 nt
Organism: Zophobas morio
Lineage: Eukaryota; Metazoa; Arthropoda; Insecta; Coleoptera; Tenebrionidae
Exons: 28
Coding region: 468-2504 (678 amino acids)
Biological process (GO): meiotic sister chromatid cohesion, centromeric; mitotic spindle assembly checkpoint signaling
Cellular component (GO): nucleus
Molecular function (GO): protein kinase activity
Source: RefSeq, a predicted model, not a curated record